Linepithema humile (Argentine ant) is the source of this 1167-nucleotide messenger RNA. NCBI's taxonomy places the organism in Eukaryota, Metazoa, Arthropoda, Insecta, Hymenoptera, Formicidae. The record is from RefSeq and is a predicted model, not a curated record.
AUGGAGACGGAGCGUGAUCUCACCGUUCAAGCUGCAAACAUUAAAACGUUGAGAGAGUUCCUCCCAUGGGACUACGAGUGUGACGAGUACCUCAAUAUAUUGAGGGAAAAAUGUCGCAAGAAACAACGCACUGGACUAAUAAAUUUUUUGGUGGCGCAAAUAACACGUCUGGAGGGUGUAAAAAACACCCUGCAUGAGCGAUUUGUGCCCAUCGGUGCUGGAUAUAGAGCGAAGAAAGGAUUCAUUUGGAAAGAAAUCGAGACGGCCUUCAGAAACCGUAUAUUAACCAGCGCAGUCAUUAACUCGGACUAUAUCAAACCUUGUCCAUUUUUGGAACAAAUAAAAAGUAUAAUCAUAAAGCGGAUCCACAGCGUCAUGGUGAAACAUGGCAGUGUCAAGAUCAACACUAUGUUCAACGGGGAAUUUAUCGUUGGUGACAAGACUGCCGUAAAGACCAUCGCCACAAAAAACCGUGAGCUAUUUCCCACAUCUGAUCUAAACGAAUGGUACAUGAAGCAUAUGGUUGACGCCAUCCUGACGUCUCUGGAGGAAUUUCAAGAACGCGACAGCGGAUGGGCAUUGUUACAUAUCUUGGACCUCACCAUCAACGUCAAGAAGUUCAAUCCUCUGCACGCGGGAUGCCACAUCAAGUUACCGCGGGAAAUUUUAUUCAAAAGGGCAGUGGUCAACGUGCAAUCGACGGACAAUGUAUGUUUCGCGUGGGCAGUCGUCGCUUUACAUCCAGCGGAAAAGUACUCGGAAAGAGUAUCGCAGUACCCGCACUAUUCAACGGUGCUGAAUUUGUGCGGUAUCGAGUUCCCCAUGACGCUUCCACAAAUCUCAAAAUUUGAAAAAUUGAACACCACCACCGUAAACGUAUUCACAAUCGAAGGCCGUUCAAUCAUUCCUCUGCGUCUCACCGACGAUAAAAAAGAGAAGCAUGUCAACCUGCUCUACGUGCCUGGAAACAACGAGGCACACUUUGUAUAUAUCAAGGAUUUAUCGCGGUUGGUGAGCUCGCAACUGAGCAAGCGAAAUGGCAAAAAGUACGUUUGUGACAGGUGUCUACACUACUUUCGGACUAGCGAGAAAUUGUCAGUCCACAGUGUCGACUGCGGGAAGAUGAACAACUGCGCCGUCAUUCUUCCCAACGAAAACAACAAGUAG